Messenger RNA from Malus domestica (apple), 952 nucleotides. RefSeq names its product probable calcium-binding protein CML36. Lineage: Eukaryota; Viridiplantae; Streptophyta; Magnoliopsida; Rosales; Rosaceae. Gene Ontology annotation, molecular function: calcium ion binding. The record is from RefSeq and is a predicted model, not a curated record.
UUCCCAUCUUUUCCUUUCUUUCUCCUCCUUUUUCACCAAUAUCUUCUCUCUCUCUCUACAACUUCUUCCCCCAUUUGGGUUUUCAUCUUCAAUCAUGAAGUUCAUCAAUAUUAGCUCCAAAAAUCUCAGUCCGAAACGCCUCUUCCGAUCUAAGAAGGACCGGUACGCCGUGUCCAGCUCCGAGCCGCCAUCGUUCGGGUCCGGAACGGAUUUUUCCUCGUCUUCUUCUUCUUCCUCAGACUCAAUUCACAAGCCCGGGGCCGGCGGUGUCACCACGCCCACCAGCGUUUUGGCCGAAAGAUCGGGUGACUGGUCCGAGUUUUCGGCUGAUCUGCAGCUGGACAUGGCCAAAGCGUUUAAGCUUAUAGACCGGGACAACGACGGAGUGGUGUCGAGGAAAGAACUCGAGGCACUUCUGUGCCAGCUCGGGAACAACCCGCCGAGUCAAGAGGAGGUGACGUUGAUGCUGAGCGAGGUGGACCGAGACGGCAGCGGUUCGAUAACCCUUGAGGCUUUAUUGAACCAGGUCGGACCGGUUUCCGGUCCACCUGCCGACUCGGAGCUGCGCGAUGCGUUCGAAGUAUUUGACACGGAUAACGACGGCAAAAUAUCGGCGGAGGAACUUUUGAGGGUUUUCACGGCUAUUGGGGACGAACGGUGCACGUUAGAGGAGUGCCGGCGCAUGAUAGCCGAGGUGGAUAAAAACGGGGAUGGGUUCGUGUGCUUUGAGGAGUUUGUUCAUAUGAUGGAGCUGCAGAGAUGAAGUUGCUUCUGAUGUUUGGCGAGUCAUAAAAGUCUUGAUUUUCUUUUUCUUUUUUUCUUUUAAUUUUGAUUGGGAUAAUGGAUGUAUAGUUUUUAGGAGUGGAAUUUUUUUCCCUUCUUAGACCAUCUCCAACCCUUGGGCUAAAAGCUAAAUUUUUUAGCCCGAAAAAUUUAGCUUUUAGCCCAGAAA